This is a messenger RNA of Notolabrus celidotus (New Zealand spotty), 2794 nucleotides long. Its product is annotated as G2/M phase-specific E3 ubiquitin-protein ligase-like. Gene Ontology annotation, biological process: positive regulation of protein catabolic process; protein polyubiquitination; proteasome-mediated ubiquitin-dependent protein catabolic process. Gene Ontology annotation, molecular function: ubiquitin-protein transferase activity. The transcript has 10 exons. The record is from RefSeq and is a predicted model, not a curated record. Bases 57 to 1712 code for a protein of 551 amino acids. Lineage: Eukaryota; Metazoa; Chordata; Actinopteri; Labriformes; Labridae. Gene Ontology annotation, cellular component: nucleus.
UUUCAUGGGGGGGGAAAGAAGUUGGCUCGAUUUCCUCCAGCACCUGUCUGUACAUAAUGGCAAGAAUCCACAAACCUGCCCAGGAACCUGAAGAGCUGUCGGAUAGUGACUUUGAAAGUCCAGCCAGGCAGAGGAGAAAAGUGCGUACAGCGCCACUGUCCCCAAGGGAAAGUGAGCUCCACUAUCAGGACCCAGAAGACCUCAGUGAUGAUGGGAGUGAUAAUGGCAGACAGGAAGAAAUGUCAUUGCACCAAGACAGAAUGCAUGAUCCAGUGUCUUCUUCACCAAUGGAAAGUGAGGCCAGACAUCAGGAGACAGGGGGAAGCACUCUAGAGAGUGAAAACGAGGGACAGGCAGAAGACUUGGGGCAGUUGUUUCCUUAUAACUUGGCAGAAUUUGUCCCUGUUUAUCUAGAGGAAGAUGAUGCUCUUGAAGAGGCAAUUCAGCGUAGUCUCCUGGAAGAGUCGGACAUGCCUAGUUCUGUUCAUGUUGUUAGGUCCUCUGAGAUGCUCAGCAGAGAAGAGAUUGCAGGCCUUCUGAAAGCUCAUAGUGAGAGAGUUGUAUCAGCAGGAACAAGACAAGUCCAUAUCAGUCGCGCAAAUGUGUGGAUCACAGCUUUGCGUCCGUUUAAAAGACCAAGUUUUGUGGAAAGCCAUGACAUGCUCUAUGUCAAAUUUGCCAGUGAUGAGCAAGAUGCUGAGGAAGAUGCUGCUGACUUUGGUGGACCCAGACGAGAGUUUUUCCGUUUACUGGUGAAGGCUAUCUUCCAAGACAGCGGAGCUUUUGAAGGCACCCCAAAUGGAUGUGCCCCAAGAUUGAACAUUCUCCACUUGCAACAAGGAGUGUACCGAACCAUUGGCAGAAUGAUGUCAACGAUAAUUGUACAAGGAGGUGAACCACCAGCGUUUCUGUCCCCACAUGUUGUGGACUACAUCGUGUCGGGUGACGUCCUCCAAGUACACGUCACACUUGACAAUAUAGGUGACCCUGGGUUAAGGGAGAACCUCAAAAAGGUUAAACAUGCAGCCACGCAGGAGGAUUUGGAGGAAGCCGUCAGCUGCUGUGACUCAUGGCGAUUUCAAGUCGAAGGUCUCCCACUAACUGUCACCAUGUCCAACAGAGAUGCGUUUGUGAAAAAUGCAGCUCUGUACCAUGCCAUUCUGCAACGGCAGAGCUGUCUUGAUCAACUCACUGAUGGCUUGUCUUACUAUGGGGUAUUGUCCCUCUUGAGAGAGAACCCCUGCUUGCGUGUACUGCUUGACAAACCAGAGGAAGGCCAAGAGCUGGGAGCCAACUUCAUUGCUGGUGUCCUCAAGCCAAGCUACUCUGUUUUGGGGAGUAACAGGAGAGCUAAGGAGGAGAUGACGGUGGUAAAAUUUCGGGAAUUUCUACAGUGUGUGGAAAAUAAAGAACUGCAAGAUGCAUUUGGAGACAGAACUCUAACCAAGGACGAGGAGGCGUUCCUGAAGGCUUUGAGCCCCGGUCACAUCCUGGCAUUUGCUACAGGAAGCAGCAAGGUCCCUGCCAUCGGUUUUCAUCCAACCCCUAAAGUUACAUUUAUUCACGAUGAAAGCAAAAAUUUCCCUAUUGCACAUACAUGUGCUAAUGAGCUUCAGCUUUUUGUGAACACAAAAUUAAUGGCUGAUGAUGAUGAAUUUCACAACUGCUUCCUGGUAGCACUGAUGAAUGGGUCUUUAUUCAGCACCAUCUGAAGAAAUGAAAUGAAAACUAGUCUCUUAGAUUUGUCAUGCACAGAAAAGCAUUAACAAAUGUAGGUCAGGCCUGAUAUGUUUGAAGCACCAGCUACGUUUUUUUCUCUGAUGUUCAGAUGUUAAUUCAUUUUUUUGUGUUGUGUGUUUUCAUGUGUAAAGUUUAAUGAAUCACAUGUGCUUUAUGGGACUCCAUAGGUUCAAAAUGAAAGUUUAACAUGACUGCAUUUGUGUUCCUUAAGCAUUACUACUUAUUACUGUGGUUGUUAUAUUUCAAUAGCCCUUCUAUGUUAAUGCUUCAUAGGAAAAUGGAGUAAACAGGAAUAUAAAGGAAGAGUUUAUGCCUUCUGUAUUAUUAUUUAAAAUCUUUUACUUUCCAACAUUUUAUAACUCUGAGUAUAAGAGGCUGAAGUUAUGGUUUUAUUACAGUAGCUGCCCUUGUACAAACUAAAAUGUAAUAUGAUCUACAGAUGUACAAAUAGAAGAAGAGGCACUGACAACAUUUAUUUGAAUUCUCUUUUCUCAGAUACAGGUUUAAUAUCAGAAUUGCACAGAAUUAGUUGUAAGUUUCUUACAUUAAGAUAUCACACAGCAAGUUGUUAUAUUGUUCAAGCAGAAAUUCAGACCAAAGUAAUGUCAUACAUACAUUUUGAAGUAAUUUCAUACAGUUGUAGUGAUACACAGUCUGUUUAUACAUCACUUAACCUGUGUAAUUUCAGAGGAUGCUAGAGCCCAAAGGAAUAUUUAAACUCAUUUUAUCUCAAAACUAUGUGGUACUUACCAUGGUAUACUUAUAGCCUUGUAUAACUCUACAGUAACUAUGUGAAGUCUUGUAGUUUUCAAACAUCUAUACAGUAGAUGCAUUCACUUCCAGAAAAAGGACACAUUUCAACCUUGGCAGUAUUACAAGAAAACGUAUGUUCACAGCAUUUUAGAAUGUUUUUGAGAGUAUUCAUUUUGUUUAUUUUUAUAUGUAUAUGCAUACUUCACUUACACCUCCAGGGAUAGAUGGAUUCCCUUGGUCACUGUUACCUGUCAGGUCACUAAGUUACAAGUUUAUCAAAAAUAAACUGCUGUGUUCUCUG